AUGCGUCUCUCCUACAAGCUUGCUGUUACCCAAAUUUUGAGCCUGCUUCACAGCAGUGCUGCUGUACUUCUAAGUCCGCAAGAUCUUCCCCACGUCGUGAGCACCAACUACGACUUCAUCAUUGUCGGAGGUGGUACUGCCGGAAAUGUUGUCGAAAAUAGGCUUACCGAGAAUCCAAACUUCAAUGUGCUUGUACUCGAAGCUGGUCCAAGCGAUGCUGGGGUUUUGGCCCUCCAAGUUCCAUUCUUGAACCCUACCACGAAUCCUCGGACCCCUUGGGACUGGAACUAUACCACAGUAGCUCAGCCAGGACUGAAUGGAGCCUCAGUCGGUCUCCCUCGCGGUCAUGUGCUAGGUGGAACGAGCUCCAUCAAAGGGAUGGUCUACGCCCGGGGAUCCAAAGCUGACUUCGACCGCUAUGCGAACUUCACAGGAGACGAAGGCUGGUCAUGGGACAACAUGCUGCCCUAUUUUAAGAAGAGUGAGAAGUUCACCCCACCGUCAGAUCGCCACAACACCACGGGGCAGUUCGACCCCAUGGUGCAUGGAUUUGACGGUCUGAACUCCGUCAGUCUGCCCGGCGCCUCCACCGUCCUCGGUGGCCGCUUCGAGGUGGCAAUUGAUCAAUUGGGUGGGGAGUUCAUGCGCAAUUUGGACUUAAAUUCAGGAUCGCCGCUUGGCUUCGGGUGGAUGCAGGCCACGAUUGAUGGUCCAUCGGCUAGUCGUAGUAGCUCUUCGUCAGGAUACCUUGCACGAGAGUUCUUGCUCAGACCGAAUCUCCACGUUUUGGUCAACGCACAAGUGUCACGGGUGACUAGUGAGGGAAGUCAAGAUGGAGUUCCAGAAUUCAAAACGGUAGAAUUCCGCGUGAACGGCGGAGGUGACUACGUUUCUUUCUUCUUGCUCUUCUGUUUGUUGAAAUGUGACAUAGGUUCCCUCUUUACCGCGAGCGUCAACAAGGAGGUCAUCCUUUCGGCUGGGACAAUAAACACACCGCAAGUGCUUAUGAACUCGGGAAUUGGUAGCCCGUCGCAUCUCAAUUCGCAUGGUAUCCAAUCCAUCGUAGACCUCCCAGAUGUCGGCGAAAACCUAUUUGAUCAUGCCCUCAUUACGCUUUACUGGCGCGUCAACUCCAACGAGACGUAUGAUGACUAUAGACGCAAUUCGACUCGGCAAGACGAGGCGCUUCAGGCGUGGAAGGAUAUGCGCCAGGCACCGGAGUCUCGCAGCAUGUGGGCUUCGUGCGUGCUCUCCGCACUUCGAAAUAUUCCUCACGGUGAGUGCCCUAGCUUUCAUGCAAACUUUGGCGCAUUAAAACACGAGCAGAAUUUCCGCCUAGGACCCACCCCGCCUGCAGGAAAUUACCUAAGUAUCUCGGCCCUCUUAAGUAGCCCGGGCGACAAUGCGCGAGGCUCGGUCAAGCUUAAUUCCAGCGACCCAUUCUCCAUUCCGCUCAUCGACCCAGGAAUACUCGCUGAUAACGCUAUAGACCUCGCGCUCAUGCGUGAGGCUGUCAAGAGCGUUCUCCGCCUCGUCUCUGCUCCCGCUUGGGGGGAUUACAUAUUAGGCCCUGAAGACUCGACCCAGCCCGGGUUCAAUGCAACAGAUGCUGAAUUGGACGCGUUCAUCAGGGGCAACACACGUGCUGGUUACCAUCUCGUUGGAACUUCAAGCAUGACGAGGAAGGGGGCAGAAGCAGGUGUCGUUGACCCAGAUUUGAGGGUCAAGAAAGCAGCAGGGUUGCGGGUCGUCGACGCCUCGGUGCUGCCUUUUGUACCAACUGGACAUACCCAAGCUCCGACGUAUGCGUUGGCUGAGCGAGCUGCCGAUUUGAUCAAGGCGAUCCAUUCCCUGUAA
Cyclocybe aegerita is the source of this 1857-nucleotide messenger RNA. The record is from the annotation of a GenBank genome assembly. Lineage: Eukaryota; Fungi; Basidiomycota; Agaricomycetes; Agaricales; Hemipholiotaceae.